GAUGUAUUUGUGAUUGAUUUUGGUCUGAUGAGACGCCGCCCGGCGGCGACACCUUCUUUGGAAGAUCUUAUGGAGAAGGGGCAAGGGAAGAGUCAGCAGUCCCGGCUCUGUCUUCUGGCUUCAUUAGCUGCCUUCUUCUGGUUGGCAUUACUGUAUUUCCACUUUGUAGUUCUUGGAGGCAGUAGUGUUGUUGAUCAAUCCACCCAAGAUCUGAACCCUACUUCUUUAAACGCUCAACCGAGCAAUAAGAAUACUGUUUUACCCCAACAAAUUCAGAGUCCUCCACUCACUACUAGUCCUCCAAAAUCUCGAGAACAUCGUCCUGCAUUAGGUAAUAACAGUUCAAGCAACUCCCUUCCGGAAUCCGUUACUCAGCGGAGGACUGAUGUUUCUACUGGUCAGAAGGCGGAGAACUACCCAUUUAUGAGGGCUUUAAGAACUGUCGACAAUAAGAGUGAUCCAUGUGGUGGGAGAUAUAUUUAUAUACAUGAUCUUCCCCCGAGGUUCAAUGAGGAUAUGCUCAAGGAGUGUAAGACUCUUAGUCUGUGGACCAACAUGUGCAAGUUUACUAGCAAUGCUGGACUUGGCCCCCCACUUGAGAACGCUGAAGGGGUGUUCUCGAAUACGGGAUGGUAUGCAACUAAUCAAUUUGCUGUGGAUGUGAUCUUCAAUAACAGGAUGAAGCAGUAUGAGUGCUUGACUCAAGAUUCUUCACUUGCUGCAGCCAUUUUUGUACCCUUCUAUGCUGGGUUUGAUAUAGCUCGGUAUCUAUGGGGCUACAACACUUCGAUGAGGGAUGCUGCUUCUCUUGCUCUGAUUGAUUGGUUGACCAAGAAGCCCGAGUGGAGUAUCAUGGGAGGAAAGGAUCAUUUCCUUGUUGCAGGGAGGAUAACUUGGGAUUUUAGGAGACAAACUGAACAAGACUCAGAUUGGGGUAACAAGCUUCUUUUCCUACCAGCUGCCAAAAAUAUGUCCAUGCUUGUGGUGGAAUCAAGCCCAUGGAAUGCAAAUGAUUUUGGUAUCCCGUAUCCGACCUACUUCCAUCCAGCAAAGGAUGCUGAUGUGUUCAUUUGGCAAGAUCGUAUGAGAAAGUCGGAGCGGAAGUGGCUUUUCUGUUUCGCAGGGGCUCGCCGUCCAGGGGAUCCCAAAUCAAUUAGGGAUCAGAUCAUUGAUCAGUGCAAGAAAUCUAAGGUGUGUAAGCUACUGGAAUGUGAUUUGGGUGAGAGCAAGUGUCAUUCGCCAAGCAGUAUAAUGCAGAUGUUUCAGAAUUCCCAUUUCUGCCUACAGCCUCAAGGUGACUCGUAUACCAGAAGAUCAGCCUUUGACUCAAUUUUGGCAGGUUGCAUACCCGUCUUUUUCCAUCCUGCUUCUGCAUACACUCAGUACACCUGGCACCUUCCAAAAAAUAUUUCAACAUAUUCCGUGCUAAUUCCAGAGAAAGAUGUUCGUAAGAAUAUUGUCAACAUAGAGCAAUGGCUUAGUCAAAUAUCUUUGGAGCAAGCAAAGGCAAUGAGGGAGGAGGUUAUUAAACUUAUACCCAGGAUAAUGUAUGCUGAUCCUCGGUCUAAGUUGGAAACUCUCAAAGAUGCUUUUGAUGUAGCUGUGGAGGCAGUUAUUCGUAGGGUUACCAAGUUGAGGAGAGACAUAAUUGGGGGCCGCACAGAUGAUAACUUCAUUGAGGAACUUAGUUGGAAAUAUGCUUUGUCAGAUGAGGGGCCGGUUGAUUUGGGACCUCAUGAAUGGGAUCCAUUCUUCGAGAAACAAAAGAAGGGUGAAGAAGAUUCCAGUGGAUCAUCAGCAGAGGCAGCUAAAAAUUCAUGGAAGAUCGAGCAAAGGCAACAGUGAUCAUCAGGGGGAGGAAGAAUUUGCGUAUUUUCAGCAAUCUCUGGACACACUGGCUGCAGGUGAAGUGAUGCCGUGGUUAAUUGGAGGUCCGGUUGGAAGGUAUGAAAAUUUAGUUGGGCUAAUUGGGGAACCCAUUCCAGGAUCCUGGUUGUAAACGGAAAAGCUCACAAGGAUAGAGACACCCGUAAAUUUCUGCUUUUGCAGUGAAUAGGUAUUUUGUAGUUUGCCCUUAAUAGUUAUCGGUUUUCCUGUCAUUCUUUGUUAUGAAGUAUGGAUACGGCGGAUGAUGUUAUUCUAAUCUAAGGUAGUAGUAAUAAAAUGGCAACGAGAUAUUAUGGCA
This is a messenger RNA of Coffea eugenioides, 2185 nucleotides long. RefSeq names its product xyloglucan galactosyltransferase MUR3. Gene Ontology annotation, molecular function: glycosyltransferase activity. Lineage: Eukaryota; Viridiplantae; Streptophyta; Magnoliopsida; Gentianales; Rubiaceae. The record is from RefSeq and is a predicted model, not a curated record. The transcript has a single exon. The coding region runs from base 28 to 1845 and encodes 605 amino acids.